Neodiprion virginianus is the source of this 1629-nucleotide messenger RNA. RefSeq lists its product as uncharacterized. Bases 544 to 1623 code for a protein of 359 amino acids. Lineage: Eukaryota; Metazoa; Arthropoda; Insecta; Hymenoptera; Diprionidae. The record is from RefSeq and is a predicted model, not a curated record. The transcript is spliced from 4 exons.
GAGACCCGUAUUAUUGUGGUUUUCUAGUUACUAUAAAAAAGUGAAAUUUCUCUUACUCUGGUGAUUCCAUAUCGCUCACAGAUACACAUGAAAACCGAAAGCUGGCAUAUUCACAUGUUUCCAAAAAUGAGUUAAAAAAAAUCUGGAACUGCACACCGGCAACAUUGAUUACAAUUACCUGUAUCAUUAUAACAUCGUCAGCUAUGAAGCUUACUCACGAUGAAAAUAUUUUCGGGAUAGACAAUGUCCUCAAAAAACAGCUGAAGUCAUGUGUGUGAAAAACGGUUUAGUUUCCUUUUCACAAAAUGGAUGAAAUACAUUGUCACGAUAUAAUUGCGUGUCCCACUUGGGAUCAAUAGUAACCACAUUCGGAUUGCUAAACGUAUAAAUUUCGACAUAGAAUCGAUGGAAAAUACCGACUACGUCAUAAAAUUAUGUAAAAAUAGUACCAUUGAGAUUGAUGCAUGAUGUUGAAGAUCAACUGUACAUAUAAUAAAAUUCAGACAAAAUUCACUCAUCUUGCAGUGAAAACAUGCAUAAGAGAUGAACAUCAAUAUGAACCAAAACGUACUAGAACUGGAAACAUCCAGUCAAGUCGUUGGAUCAGACGGAAAAGAAGUUGUUCACUGGUUUGACAAUGGACGUGUUGACGUGAUGGACCAACAUCAACAGAUGCAAUCUACGUAUUAUAAAUUCCAGAACGAAGUGGAUCACAUAAUGGACCUCGAACCUGCCAUGGAAACACAAGUACAGGAGACCACGUCGAAGAAAUUACCGAAGUCACGGGGAUCCAAAAAGACAAAACCUGUGAAGGAAACAAAAGAAAUUGUAAAACGUUCAAAACAUCCCGAGAAAUGGAAAGUAAAUGUAAAGAAAAACGCUAGGCUCAGGGGUGAAGAAUAUAUUGGUGUUGGAGGUAAAAUAGUUCCGGCUAAAGUAAUGGGCCCACCGUGUGACUGCCGCAUGCGAUGCAGUGACAAAAUUGACGAGGAAGCUCGAGCGCAGCUGCACAACGUAUUUUGGAAAACUUGUACCUGGGAACAACGAAAGCAAUAUGUAGCACUGUCGGUGAAAGAAUCGCCAAAACAGCGGACCAGAUGUCGUGGUAACGUUAAAUCAGAGCAUCGUAGACAGGUCACAUUUACUUACUCCUUGCUUAUCAAAGGUGAAGUUUUAACGGUUUGUAAACCGAUGUUUCUGAGCACAUUUUCGGUCUCUGAAAAAUUCGUGAGGCAUGCCAUGGAGAAGAAAAGAACUUCACCAGGUGGAAUUAUUGGCCCCGAUCAAAGAGGCAGGCAUACGCCAAAAACGAAGAAAAGCGAAGAAGUUAAAGAACGAGUACGCGAGCACAUCAAUUCUUUUCCUGCUGAAAAACUAAAUUCCAGAGAUCGGAGUAACAGGAGAUACUUGGACUCAAAUUUGAGCAUUGCCGCCAUGCAUAAGUUAUAUCUUCAAAAAUGUAAGGAGGAUGGGAUACCGGAUAGUGAAACGGUCAAGGAAAGUUACUACAGAGAAAUGUUCAAGUCCGAAUUUGAUUUGGGUUUCAAAGUCGCUGUUGAUAAGGGUAAAAAUUCACCAACACACACUGUAUCACGUAUCAGUAAUAAUAAAAAUAAACCAUGAAAUACA